AUGAAGGAGCUCAGACCUUACUAUGAUCCAGACACCUUCGACGGCGAUUAUCUAGUUAUCUAUCGUCCAGGCACUGGUGUUCUCUACGAGAAUGGAAAAACCAUUUCAGAGACCUUAUCUUCAAACGCUUAUAGCAACAACAAUACUCAUAGCAAUAUAUUUGGGAAUAAUUUGAUUCGAAACCUUUAUCAUGAUUUAGAAUUACAUGAUUUAUUUGAUCUAAAUAACUUUAAAGAUAUUUUCAAGAACAUCUUGAAUUCUUUGUUUAAAAAUUAUCUAAAAAUUUGUAUUUCGCAACCUUUUGAAGUUGUUCGAUUAUUGCUACAAAUUGGUUAUUUUCACACAAGUCAAUUUAAUGAUAGCAGGCUAUCCCCAUUUGAGAGACAGCAAAAAAAAUUAAACCAAACUCAUAAGGACAAAAAUGAUUUAAGCAUUGAUUCGAAUAAUAAUCUAAAUAACAGUAUUUAUGCCAAUUCCGAUAGAGAAGAUGAAAUGGACUAUUUUUUUUCCAACACAACAAAUCCUUACCAUAAUGAUGAUAGCAAUUAUGAUUUAAAACCUAAAAAUAAAAACCAUUUACAACCUUUGUCGUUGAAUACGAUUGAUAUAAUGUCAUCAAUAUUAUCGUUUGAAGGAACUAGAGGAUUGUGGAGAGCGACUAAUAGCACUUUUUUAUACAAUACGUUAUUUACGUUUUUAGAAGCAUGGUUAUCAGGAUUCUUGUCACCGUUUUUGAAUAUUCCUGAUCCAUUUUUCAUUGAUGCAACUCAGUCUCCCUCUCCUUUGAAUACAUUUUUGUUAUCAUUAUUUGUAUCGGUAUCUACCUCGUUUAUCUUAUCUCCAUUGGAUUUAAUUAAGACUAAGUUUAUUAUAACAUCAAUAAAUAAUUCUAAUCGAAAUUUUAAGAACAUUAUAUCAUAUCAGUUUAGUUCGAUAAUUUCAUCAUCAUCAAAUUCCGAGGAUAGUUUUAAAAUACUUAAUUUAAUCAAGUUGGUCAAGUUUUUCUUACCACCAUUAACAUUAGUUUUACCGAUUUUUUUGAAUUCGUUUACGAGCAAUUUUUUAAAGAAAUUUACACCAUAUUUUUUAUUUAUCAAGUUUGGUAUAGACAAUUAUAAUUCGCCUAUAUUAUUUGAAAUGUUGAAUUUAUUAUCAGAGAUUGUUGAAUUGUUUAUUAAAUUGCCAUUUGAGACGUUAUUACGAAGAAGUCAAGUUAGCUAUUUGAUUAAUUAUAAAGGCGAAGAUCAAAAGAAACUUGAGGAAAAUUCAUUAAAGGUUGAUGAGAAUACAAUGAUCGUGAAGUUUGCGGGAUAUAAUGGAAUAUUCAAGACAUUAUUCGAUAUUUAUUAUUUGAGAGAUAAUGAAAACAAUGGAUUUGAUGGGCUCUGCAGAGGAUGGAGAAUUGGGUUAUUGAAGAUCUUUGCAGGAUGGGGAUUUCGAAUGAGCAAUAAUCCUGAGCUGAGUUUUGUCGAAGAGAAGUUUUGA
Ascoidea rubescens DSM 1968 is the source of this 1485-nucleotide messenger RNA. It is a transcript of the gene UGO1, whose product is annotated as mitofusin complex protein UGO1. The transcript is spliced from 4 exons. NCBI's taxonomy places the organism in Eukaryota, Fungi, Ascomycota, Saccharomycetes, Ascoideales, Ascoideaceae. The record is from RefSeq and is a predicted model, not a curated record. The coding region runs from base 1 to 1485 and encodes 494 amino acids.